Ictidomys tridecemlineatus (thirteen-lined ground squirrel) is the source of this 1246-nucleotide messenger RNA. The record is from RefSeq and is a predicted model, not a curated record. Lineage: Eukaryota; Metazoa; Chordata; Mammalia; Rodentia; Sciuridae.
CCGCGAACCACUUUCCUGCGCCCCAUGACCGGUGCCGCGCCGACACCACCCGGCCCUGGGCAACUGCGCACGCGCCGGCGCCGCUUUGAUCCGGUCGCUCUGGCGACGCCACUUCCGGCCCCGCCCCCACGCGGGCCGCCAGUGUCAUGUGCCGCGCGGCGGAGCCAUGGCGGCCGGAGUGGCCGGCGUGCUGCUGCUGUUGCUGCUGUUGCUCCUCGGGCUCGCGGCGCGCGGCUCAACAACCCGUUCCUGCCCCAGACCAACCGCCUACAGCCCAAGCGGGAGCCGUCGCCGCUCUCUGGGCCUGCGCAUCUCUUCAGACUCUCUGGCAAGUGCUUCAGCCUGGUGGAGUCCACGUAUAAGUAUGAAUUCUGCCCAUUCCACAACGUGACCCAGCAUGAGCAGACCUUCCGCUGGAACGCCUACAGUGGGAUCCUUGGCAUCUGGCAGGAGUGGGAGAUCACCAACAACACCUUCACAGGCAUGUGGAUGCGGGACGGUGACUCCUGCCGCUCCCGGAGCCGGCAGAGCAAGGUGGAGCUUACCUGUGGGAAGAGCAACCGACUGGCCCAUGUGUCUGAGCCAAGCACCUGCAUCUAUGCGUUGACCUUUGAGACACCCCUUGUCUGCCACCCCCAUUCUUUGUUAGUGUACCCGACCCUGCCAGAGGCCCUGCAGCAGCGGUGGGGACAGGUGGAGCAGGAACUGGCUGAUGACCUGAUUACCCCACAGGGCUAUGAGAAAUCGCUGAGGGCACUUUUUGAGGAUGCUGGCUACUUAAAGGGUCCAGGAGAAAAGGAACCCACCCAGCAAGAAGGAGGGACAACAGGCCUGGGGUUUGAGACCCUGGACAACUGCAAGAAGGCGCACUCAGAACUGUCAAAGGAGAUAAAGAGGCUUGCCAGUCUGCUGAGCCAGCACCACAUCCCCCACGCCAAGCCCACAGAAACCUCCUACUCUGAGCACCUGGGCCAGCACUCUCCCACAGAUGGGGUCUCAGAGCAGCUGAGAGGUGAUCCAGGACUGCGUGGGAACACCUCCUGACCUGGGCAGCCACAUGGGCAGGAGGAGACAGUGCAGAGCCUCUGUGUCCUGCAGCAGACAGGCAGAGCCCUGGAGCCCACCUAUGCAGGGAAGAUGAGGCUCCCCCGGGCCUAUCCACCAGGCAGAGGCACCCAUGACGACCUGCUGGCCAGGCAUUGUGCUCAGAAACACAGACAAAAUAAAGAUUCAAAGUUUUAAUUAA